Molecule: messenger RNA, 975 nt
Organism: Closterium sp. Naga37s-1
Lineage: Eukaryota; Viridiplantae; Streptophyta; Zygnematophyceae; Desmidiales; Closteriaceae
Source: the annotation of a GenBank genome assembly
AUGGGGAUGGCGGGGAGAAGGGGGGGAAGCUUGGAGGUCCAGGGGGAGGCAGGAGGGGAUCUGCAGCACCAGGUCCCCCACCCUUCUCCUACCUCCCCCUGCUGCGGGUACAGCAGUGGGGGGGGAGGGGAUUUGCCAUCCCCCUGCUGCGGUUGCGGCAGUGGGGGGAGGGGACCUGCAGCACCAGCCCCCCCCCCUCCUCUCCGCCCUUUUCUCCUCUCCCUCCCCCUGCUGCGGGUGCAGCAGUGGGGGGGAGGGGAUCUGCCGUCCCCCUGGUGCGGAUGCGGCAGUGGGGGGAGGGGACCUGCAGCACCUGCUGCGCCCUGCUGCCCUGUGCGCCCCGUGCGCCCUGCUGCCCUCUGCACGCGCCAUGCACAGCCCCCCCCCCCCCCCCCCCCCCCCCCCCUGCUGCGGGUACAGCAGUGGGGGGGAGGGGAUUUGCCAUCCCCCUGCUGCGGUUGCGGCAGUGGGGGGAGGGGACCUGCAGCACCAGCCCCCCCCCCCUCCUCCUCUCCGCCCCUUUUCUCCUCUCCCUCCCCCUGCUGCGGGUGCAGCAGUGGGGGGGAGGGGAUCUGCCGUCCCCCUGGUGCGGAUGCGGCAGUGGGGGGAGGGGACCUGCAGCACCUGCCUGCCCCCCCCCGCCACCCCCCCCCCCCCCAUCUCUCUGCUGCGGGUGCAGCAGUGGGGGAGGGUAUGGGGGUGGCGGGUGUGGCCAACCCGCCGGCCCUGCUGCGCCCCGCGCGCCCUGCUGCCCUGUGCGCCCCCAGUGGGGGGGAGGGGAUCUGCCAUCCCCCUGGUGCGGAUGCGGCAGUGGGGGGAGGGGACCUGCAGCACCUGCCUGCCCCCCCCCGCCCCCCCCCCCCCCCCCAUCUCUCUGCUGCGGGUGCAGCAGUGGGGGAGGGUAUGGGGGUGGCGGGUGUGGCCAACCCGCCGGCCCUGCUGCGCCCCGCGCGCCCUGCGGCCCUCUGCCGCUGA